This is a messenger RNA of Fusarium coffeatum, 14772 nucleotides long. RefSeq lists its product as uncharacterized. Gene Ontology annotation, molecular function: ATP hydrolysis activity; ATP binding. The transcript has a single exon. Gene Ontology annotation, cellular component: preribosome, large subunit precursor; nucleus. The record is from RefSeq and is a predicted model, not a curated record. The coding region runs from base 1 to 14772 and encodes 4923 amino acids. Gene Ontology annotation, biological process: ribosomal large subunit assembly; rRNA processing. NCBI's taxonomy places the organism in Eukaryota, Fungi, Ascomycota, Sordariomycetes, Hypocreales, Nectriaceae.
AUGGGAAUGAUUGAUGUCUCUCGGCAGAGGAGGUCGCUCCUUACGGACGCGACUGUGUUGGAAAUUUUGCCUGCAGAAAUACUGGCAAUCAUUCAAACAGACUCUUCGACUAAGCUGCUUGACGCUAUUGCUGAGGCAGCUCUUUGCCCACCACUUACAGAGCGUAUCUUUGCGCAUUUCGAGCAUGUCUUCCCAGACAUUUGUGCUCGAUGGAUUCUUAACCCCGGCAACGAACCUUCACAACACGUACGAAUAUACUCGGCACUUGCACGUAUAUUACCCUUUGCUCCCUACCUAUCCACCUUUAUCGAAUACGCCUCUUCCACCGCCGAACAGCCGACUAAUUCACCCUCUCUCCGACUUCCACCCUUGAAACUCGACCAGGAUGCCAUCACGCAGGAUGGAGAGGUCCUCUUACAGAGUCUCCUCGUUGCUUGGAGGCUGAUCAGUUUCGACUCGCGCAACUUCGGCCCUCUCACGUCGGCCGCUUUUAUGCAGACCCUGUUUAACCAUGAAAGUACAGCAGUUCGUUAUCUUGCGACCAGAAUCUUUAUCCAGCUUCUUCACGGAUCAGAUUGGAAGCUUGAGUCUCUAAUCCAAGAACACAUCGGCAAGAGCGAGGCUAUUCUAGCAGACUUCGACGGCAGAUCGAUUGAUUACGGGUUUCUGUCGCUGUACGAACAGUCUCGAGUGAAGUCCUUCCUUUCUUUGCGUCAGGAAGUACAAGCUGCCCAUGAAGCCGACAACAACGAAAAUCCUUGUUUACAGACCCUGACACCUUACGUCGUCGCCUAUGGAAAUGUUAUCCUCCCCAGACCCCUAGGCCCAACCGGAGAGCCUUCGAACCUCGUGCUCACACCUACGACCGUGUCUAACUUGGAGAGGCUUGCAACUAUGCUCCGCGAUCCCGACCCAGUUAUGUUGUAUGGACUUCCGGGAGUUGGCAAGACCGCCUUGGUACACGAAAUAGCUAAGCAACUUGGCAUGUACUCAAAUAUGGUCACGUUGCACCUCAACGAACAGACGGACGCGAAGAUGCUGAUUGGCUUGUACUCGACUGAUUCGAAACCUGGUUCUUUCCAGUGGCGCCCCGGUGUUUUGACCACAGCAGUGAGGGAAGGCCGAUGGGUUUUGGUGGAAGAUCUGGACCGAGCCCCCACGGAGGUUUUGAGCACCCUGCUCCCCCUGAUUGAGCGAAAGGAACUCCUCAUCCCAAGCCGAGGCGAGAGAAUACGCGCAGCAAGCACUUUCCGACUCUUCGCGACAGUACGGACAUCACGAGGGAUGAAUGGCAGGGAAAACCUGCCAAGUAUGGUUGGCAUCCGCUUCUGGCAGACUUUGAACACCCAGCCCCUUGCGGCCUCCGAGCUCGAAAACGUUGUGGUCCAAACGUACCCCAUCCUACGAAGGCUUGUCCCGGAUAUCCUUGCCGUAUAUGCCCGUCUGUCCCAGAUCGGGAACAAACCUGGUGCAUUGGCUCGGGGUAGGAACGUUAUGGAUCGCCAGAUGACGUUGCGGGACUUGCUGAAGUGGUGUCGUAGACUGCGAGAAUCUUUAAUCGCUUCAGGCUCAAAGACCGGCGAGGAAGCUAUCACCAAUACAACAGAAGAUCAGAUGUUCAUGGAAGCUGUUGAUUGUUUUGUUGGAAGCUGUCCUGAUGCUCAGAUCGGCAAAGACCUCGUCUUUGCCAUCGCGGAGGAGAUGCGCGUCCCGAAAGAACGAGUGGAAUAUUACCUAUCGACUCAUAUACCCCCUUUGCAGGAAAGCGACAAUCAGUUCAGCAUUGGCCGCGCUGUGUUGCGCAAGAAGAAGCAAUCGAACAGAGUACAGAAAUCAAAACGACCAUUCGCCAGCACAGCGCAUGCCAAAAAGCUAUUGGAACAGAUUGCCGUCGCCGUGAAGUUGAACGAGCCCGUCCUGCUUGUCGGAGAAACAGGUAUAGGCAAGACCACGGUGGUGCAACAGUUGGCCGAGUCUUUGGGCCAUAAGCUUAUCGCUGUAAACCUGUCCCAGCAAAGUGAGGUUGGUGAUCUUCUCGGUGGAUUCAAACCCGUCAACACUCGGACAUUAGCGAUGCCUCUCAAGGAAGAAUUUGAGGACCUUUUCUCUGCCACUGGCAUCUCAGCGUCCAAGAAUCAAAAAUAUCUUGAGCAGGUCGGUAAAUGCUUUGCUAAAGGCCAAUGGUCAAGGGUGUCAAAACUGUGGAAGGAAGCCCCCAAGAUGUUCAAUAAGAUUGUCACAGAGCUCGAACGAGUUCAGGCAGAGCAAGCAGAGACUCGAAAUGGAGAUGAACAGCCUAUGAAACGUCGAAAGACUCAGUCCAAGCUGCAAACCCUCCUUGAUCUACGUCCAAGAUGGGAUAUGUUUGCCCGGAAUCUCGAGCAAUUCGACGUCCAGAUUUCUGGAGGCUCUGGUACCUUUGCUUUCUCUUUCAUGGAAGGAAAUCUUGUCAAGGCUGUCCGCAACGGCGACUGGGUACUUCUUGACGAGAUUAACCUUGCUUCUCCCGAUACUCUUGAAAGUAUCGCUGAUCUCCUGACUGGUCCCGACGAGAAACCCUCUAUCCUGCUGUCAGAAACUGGUGAGAUCGAGAAGAUCGAGGCUCACCCCAAUUUUAGAAUUUUCGGUGCCAUGAAUCCUGCGACCGAUAUUGGAAAGCGGGAUCUGCCAGUUGGAAUCCGCUCCCGAUUCACCGAAGUUUACGUUUCUAGCCCAGACAAGGACAUCAAGGAUCUGCUCACAAUCAUCAAGACCUAUCUUGGUAGUAGCAGUAGCAAGAACGACCAAGCAGCAGAUGAUAUCGCGCGCCUCUAUCUUAAUACCAAACGGUUGGCGGAGGAGAAGAGGCUAGUUGAUGGAGCGAAUGAGGUACCUCACUUCAGUCUUCGUACCCUUACACGAGUUCUGAGCUAUGUGAAUACCAUUGCACCUUACUAUGGCUUGCGCAGGGCUCUCUAUGAGGGCUUUGCUAUGGGAUUUCUUACAUUACUUGACAGAGACUCGGAGCAAAUGCUUGUUCCCUUAAUAUCCCACCAUCUCUUUGAGAGCCACGGCAACCCCCAGUCACUACUUUCCCAAGCACCCAAGCACCCUAAUGACGGCAAGCAAUAUGUGCGUUUCAAAAACCAAAAUCGGGACAGACAAUACUGGCUUUUCCAGGGCAAUGAAACUCCCAUUGAGCGUAAAGACUACAUUAUUACCCCUUACGUGGAGCGUAACCUUCUGAAUCUCGUCCGCGCCACCUCAACUAGGCGAUUCCCUAUUCUUAUCCAAGGACCAACUUCCGCUGGAAAGACAAGUAUGAUCGAGUACCUGGCAAACUUCACUGGUAACAAGUUUGUGCGUAUCAACAACCACGAGCAUACCGACCUUCAGGAAUACCUUGGUACCUACAUCUCUGGGUCCGAUGGCAAACUCCGUUUUCAAGAGGGUAUUCUGGUUCAGGCAAUGCGUCAAGGCCACUGGAUUGUGCUUGAUGAACUGAACUUAGCCCCAACUGACGUCCUCGAGGCCCUGAACCGCCUUCUCGACGACAACAGAGAGCUUUUAAUCCCCGAAACCCAGGAGAUCGUAAAGCCUCACGAGAACUUUAUUCUGUUCGCCACGCAGAACCCUCCUGGUCUGUAUGGUGGAAGAAAGGUGCUCUCGAGAGCGUUCCGCAAUCGAUUCCUUGAAUUACAUUUUGACGAUAUACCCGAAGAUGAGUUGGAGACUAUUCUCACACAGCGAAGCCCGGAAACCUCCCCACCUGACUGUAAGAGAAUUGUUACUGUCUAUAAGGAACUCUCACGACUUCGUCAAACAAGCCGGCUGUUUGAGCAAAAAGACAGUUUUGCUACUCUUCGCGAUCUGUUCCGUUGGGCGUUGCGAAAGGGCGGUCUCCGUGAGCAAAUUGCUUCUGAUGGAUUUAUGCUGUUGGCCGAAAGAGUUCGUGAAGAGGAGGAGCGCACAGCUGUCAAGGAGGUGAUCGAAAAGGUUUUCAAGGUCAAAAUCAACCCCCAAGACCUGUAUUCCGCUACCAUGGCCCCUGAGCUGAAGGACUUUGUAAGCCACAAUAACAAUCAAGGUGUUGUAUGGACUCAUGCCAUGCGGCGACUCUAUGUUCUUGUCUCUCGAGCACUGCGCAACAACGAGCCUGUUCUGUUGGUGGGUGAGACAGGUUGUGGAAAAACCACAGUUGUUCAAUUGCUCGCUGAGGCAUUGAAAAAGGAGCUGCACAUCGUUAAUGCUCACCAAAACACCGAGACGGGCGAUUUGAUUGGUUCUCAGAGACCUGUUCGUAACCGAGGAGCCAUUAUCGAUGCCAUGGAUGUGGACUUGAAGUCAGUUUUACAAACUCUUGGAUUGGAUAUCUCUGGCUCGGUCGAAGAGCGCUUGGAGCGAUAUAAGGCAUUGGAUGCUUCAACCAUCAGCAACAUUCCGGAAGACGUUCGAGAGCGUAUCGGUGUCCAUGAAACACGAAGUAAAGCCUUGUUCGAAUGGGCGGAUGGAAGUCUAGUAGAGUCUAUGCGAGAAGGCCACUUCUUCCUUCUAGAUGAAAUCUCUCUAGCUGAUGACUCGGUCCUGGAGCGUCUUAACUCUGUGUUGGAACCUUCAAGAACCCUUCUUCUUGCUGAAAAGGGAAUUGAUAACUCGUUCGUCGUUGGAGCCGAGGGCUUCCAGUUCUUUGCCACCAUGAACCCUGGCGGCGAUUUUGGAAAGAAGGAACUAUCGCCUGCGUUGCGAAACAGAUUCACCGAGAUUUGGGUUCCAGCUUUAUCACAGAGUGAGGAUAUCUACGAGAUUGUCAAAACAAAGCUCAAGGGCGACUCUAAACAGCUGGUCGAGGUUGUUGUGAAGUUUGCUGCUUGGUUUGGUGACACUUUCAGGUCUAUGGCAUCAACGCCCUUCUCCGUCAGAGAGAUUCUGGUCUGGGUCCAGUUUAUCAACAACUUCCAUUCCAGCGACCCUGUUGUUUCACUGGUUCAUGGUGCUUCAACUAUCUUCAUUGACAGUCUCGGUGCCAAUCCCUCCGCUCUUCUGGCUACAGAUCCCAAGUCACUUGGUCAGCAACGACAGAAAUGUCUAGGUAAAUUGAGUGAGCUUAUUGGCAAGGAUGUUUCUAAUGUCUAUGAGACCCAUCCCGAGCUCUCUAUGGAUGACCGUUCUCUGACUAUCGGGCACUUCAGCAUCCCUCGUGCUUCCACAGGAGUUGCUGACCCUGGGUUUGCUUUCCAUGCACCUACUACCCGCUUGAACGCUAUGCGAGUCCUCCGAGCGCUGCAAAUGCAGAAGCCAAUUCUUCUCGAAGGAAGUCCUGGAGUAGGAAAAACCACUCUUGUGGCCGCCUUGUCCCAGGCAUGUGGCCAGCCUUUAACCCGAAUCAACCUUUCUGAUCAAACCGAUUUGAUGGAUUUGUUUGGUACUGAUGUCCCUGUUGAAGGAGCUGAGGCUGGCAACUUUGCUUGGAGAGAUGCGCCAUUCCUUCAAGCUAUGCAAAAGGGCGAAUGGGUGCUCCUUGACGAAAUGAACCUUGCUUCCCAAUCUGUCCUGGAAGGUUUGAACGCCUGUCUUGACCAUCGAGGUGAGGUUUAUAUCUCCGAGCUGGACCAAGUCUUCAAGCGCCACCCAGAUUUCCGUCUCUUUGCAGCUCAAAACCCGCAUCAUCAGGGUGGCGGCCGCAAAGGAUUGCCCGCUUCCUUUGUCAACCGUUUCAUCGUUGUUUACGCCGAUGUUUUCUCAGACGACGAUCUGAACUUGAUUGCCGCGCACAACUAUCCUAAGAUCUCACCCCAGGUGAUCAACCAAUUGAUCCAGUUCGUGUCCCAGCUCGACAACAAGCUUGCUAUCGAGAAGGCUUUUGGAAGUCAAGGCAGUCCUUGGGAAUUUAAUUUACGAGAUGUCCUUCGCUGGUUGAAACUUCUUGACUCUUCUGAUCCUCUCCUCCAGAACGCUCAUGUUGAUGACUUCCUUGACAUUAUUGUCCGACAGCGAUUCCGAACGCAACGGGAUCGCGAGGAAGUCAAGGAUCUUUUUACGUUGAUAUCUGGCUCCGCUCCACGACAGCAUAGCCUUUACCAUGAUAUCAAUUCUCUUUUCGGUCAAGUCGGUUUGGCCCUUCUUGACAGACAUCCCCAUUCUCAGCCAGAGCGACUCCCUAACAUCGACAUUGUUCCCAGACUGGCUGAGCUCGAGUCACUCAUGAUUUGCGUGAAGCAGAAUGUUCCUUGUAUUCUUAGCAGUCCUUCAGGCUACGGCAAGUCAGUUCUUCUAGAGCAUGUCGCAGCUCUGGCUGGAAAGUCGCUUGUCGUGUUCCCCAUGAACGCUGAUAUUGAUACUAUGGAUCUUGUUGGUGGCUUCGAACAGGCAGACCCUCUUCGAGAGGUUAAUGCUGCGCUCCGAGCCCUCCAGCAGGAUCUGCAGAACUCUAUUAUGUCGGUGGUACCAGCGGAUAUUCCAAACCAGGCGCUCCAACUGCUUCAUCUGCUUGAUAGGUUUACCGGUGAUGUUGAUUCACUUCCUGCUAUCACUGCAUGUGUCAAAGAACUGCUUCUGGAGGUCCCUACGAACUCCGACGUAGCCACAGCGCUUUCCAAGGCCCUUGUUCCUCUGCAACAUUCUUUAGUGUUGGAGAACCCUCGCUUCGAGUGGUUGGAUGGUGUUAUUGUUAAAGCGUUGCAAAUGGGCCAGUGGUUGGUUCUUGACAACGCUAACAUGUGUAACGCUUCCGUCCUGGAUCGACUGAACUCUCUUCUCGAACCAAAUGGGUUCUUGAGCAUCAACGAACACUGUGGACCUGGUGGAGAGCCUCGAAUCGUGCGCCCGCAUCCAGACUUUCGCAUUUUCUUGACCAUGGAUCCGCGAUACGGCGAACUCUCCCGUGCAAUGCGAAACCGUGCUGUAGAGAUUCAUAUUCACACGCCUCCUCCUGCCCUCGACUCCUCCUACAGCAGAGUUGUGAGUGUGGAGAGUACUUUGCAACGAUACAAUACAAGCAACCUGGCAGCUGACGCGACCACUGAUGAAUCAGUCCAGAUCGUCGAGCGCGCUCUUGAGACUCUUUCUAUAACUGACGUUGCUCUCCUUCCUCGAUUUGCCGACACUCUAUCUCAGAAUACGGCGAACAAAGAGGUGCUAAGGACUGGAGUUUCAGGAUUGCUUAAUUUCCUUCAUUCAAACAAUGGUGCUGACGGUGUCAAUGCCGUUUCAAGAUUGUACGCCUUGCUGAGCGUCCCUGAAGCACUCAAGUCCGCGCAGCCCUUGCACCCGCUCAACAACUUCCCCGUGGCUCAACUUUUGCCUUCACCUGACACUGGGCGAUGGCUUGGCGCGUGCUUAGAGUUCUACCAAGAUCUAUACCACUUGCACAACUCCAUUGAGGACCAGCGACACCAAGCUCAGUCUCAGAAAUUGAAUGCUCUCAACAGACUCCAAAGAUCACUUGUUAGCGCUCGUGUGGCAGCCGUGUCCAAGGACGCUACUGUGAAGUUGGCCUCGUUCCUGGAUUCGACGAUCAAUGCGGCUAAAGAGUGGCUUGCUUUCAAUUUCGAGUCCUCUGAAUCAUGGACGGAGCGCGUUGUUAUCUUGAGAGGUGUUCUCCGCUAUCUUGAGCGUACUGUGCGGCUCGCAACCGAACCCGAUUUUGACGAAGCCAAGUUUCAAGCACACCUUGCCCAAGGUGCUAACUUCUUCCAAAAGCAAUUGGAUAUAUCAAAUGGUGCCCAAGAGCGAGAAUUCGUUCUCAUUCUCAUCGAUCGACUUGGCAAGGACUUCACAGCCGGGUUUAAGUUGUCGACUGGUCUGAGUAUGGAGUUGCUUUGGCACAUUUUCCGCCCAACCCCUCUCCCUACGAAGCAACUUUUGGACCGAACACUGGAGCUCGAGAAGCUAGGCUCUCGCUUUGACACUUUGCGAUGGAAGGCGGGAGCAACAAUUACUGAUUUGGCAAAGGCUAUGAUAACUCUCGAGAAGGCCUCGGGAAUCAUUCGCAGUGAUGUUCCUAAUUUAGACACCCUUCUGGAAGCUCUUACUGCAGAGAUCGAGUCUUUAGAAGGCCGAAUCGGCACAGAUGAGGCUGAACGCAUGCCUUUCAUGGUCGAAGAGUUCGAAUCACUUCGUCAGGUGUCAAUGCUAAGUCCCAAUAGCCCAGACAACGCAGAGCUGCGAGUAUUAUCCAAUGUACCCACCCAGGCCGGAAUGAUGCUUGCCAGUUCUGAGCACCAGGCUGCAUUGCUUCAGUCAGUAGAAAAUCUGGUUUAUCAGAAUCAGUUCUCUUGGGACGGUAAACUUAUAACCUCGUUCUGGUCAAAGCUUCAAAGACUGGGAUCAGUCAACCUGGGAUCUUUGGCUCUCCUUGAAGCUGAGCUUCCGAUUGCUGGCCGACAGCUUGCAAUCCUAAGUGCCGACUUGAUGGAAAAUCCUUUAACAAGACUGAACAAUGUCCUUUCCAACCUUGCUCUCGAGGUUUUCACUGCUCACGGCCAGGGUCUGAAGGAGGUUGUUGUUGAAGCAGCACAGCUGGUUUCUCAGGAUCCUGCAAAUGGCUCACAGAUUUUCGAUGGCAUUGCAUCUUGCAUUGAACAAGAACAUUUCCGUCAGAUUGCCACAGAGCAUCUGAUUCCUGCUCUGAAGGCACUCGCUGCUUCGCAAAAAGAAACCCAAAACCAGGCCCAUCUGUCUGCUUUUGCCUGGAUUCACUUCAGCAUUGGAACUGUCAAGCUGUACGUCCCAGAUCGCGUUUUCGACCCUCAAAGUAGGCCUAAGAUGGAACGCGAAUUUCUUCAAGAAAUGCAUGCUCUUCUCAAGGAGCGAACUGACUCACUCCGCACGUUUGAGAAGCUCUUUACUGGACAAGAUACGAAUGAGCGCAUUCGCCUCCUUGAAGCAGAAGCCACCGCUUUAGGCCCCCUUCCGGAAGAGGUUCGACCAAUCUACAGACCCGAUCAGUCAGAGCUCAGUCGUCUACAUGCUGAGUUCUCUAACGUGCUGAAGGCUGUCACUGGUCCUACUCUGUCCUCGGCUCUUCAAAUCCUUGACAACGACCCAUCUCGAGCGGCUGAAGAGUUGCAGCUCGUGAAAGAGAAUGUUCUCCGACUUUUGGACCGCCUUGCUACUCGCUUCGAAGCUUACCAAGACAUGACACGACCUACGUCAAAUCUACUCCGCUGCCUCAUGAUUGGACUUUCGCUAUGCGAUGCUGCAUCAGCACGUAACCUGGCACCCGCUUCACAGCAAAUUCUCGACGUUACUCCUUUCCUUGGUGGAAGUAUGUGGAACCAGAAGGAUGGAGACUUCUCAUCUCGAACGUUUGAAUUCCUCAACUAUAUGUCAGUUGUGGCCAGUGUUGAAGGUUUCGAGCAAAUCGGUCCCCAUGCCCGCGAGAUGGUUUUCAAGAGCUUCCAUAGUUUGUUCGACGAGUGGACAAAGAGGCUUGAAGCAGACCGCAAGGAGCAAGCCGCCAAGGGUAGUCUCUAUCGUUUCCGAGGCUCCCAGGAGGAUGAAGAGGAAAUUGAUACCGAGGAGUUCAACGAGCUGUUCCCUACUUUCGAUGACGAAGAAGCCGCGAAUAUGCCUGUCGUCAAGAAGCAAGAUGAAGUGCGGGAUCAGUCUCUACGUGUGGCACAAAUGCACAAGAACCUUUUUCUCGCUCCACCUGACUUCUCUAUGGCUCUCAAAGAUGCUUCCAAAUCUGUGGGGGACAGAGUUACAUCAGAAACUAUCGACCACAAGAACAUUGACAGGAGCCUGGCGGGUAAAAUGUUGGCCGGCACUAUGUUCUUCCUUAACGACAAGCUUGAGUCACUGGUCUCACCCACUGUGGAUAAGUCUUACAACUUCUAUACAGAUGCCAACGUGCCUGAGGCUCGUCGACUUGUUGACCUCAUGCACAAGAUGAAGGCUCGUUUCCGGGAAUUGCAGAUGGUAGACGAAAUCGGACACAUGCAACCGUUGGCUGAUGUCAUUCAAGCUUGUGAUCAAGUCCUUGAACUUGUCCACACUGAGCCAUUAGCUAAAAUACUUCCGAAGGUUGAAUAUCUUCACGGUCACGUAUACGAAUGGCAGUUCGGAGGCUGGGCAAGCAAAAUCUAUGGUGUCCUUACUCUCCACAACCUCCUCACUGAUACAAUCAUCCGCUGGCGACGAUUGGAACUGUCAACCUGGGCCAAUCUCUUCGAUAUGGAGCAGAAGAAGUGCCAGGACGAUGCGUAUUCGUGGUGGUUUGUGGCAUACCAAGUUGUCAUUGCUGUCCCGUUAUCUUUGGUCGACGUCCCGAACGAAAUGGAAGAGUACGCUGCCUCUCUGAUUUCAAGUUUGGAAAUGUACUUCUCAACCGCAAUUGUUGGACAGUACGGAGCUCGUCUCGCUCUACUACGUCAACUCCAAAGUCAUCUUAAGCUCUUGGCCAAAGAUUACCCUGUCCUCGAAGCUGUCUUGCAUUCUCUGUGCAACUUUAUCCAGUAUUAUUCCCGUUAUGAGAAGAUUAUGGAUGAAGCCGUGCACAAGGGCCGUCUUCCUAUUGAGAAGAAGAUGAAGGAUGUUUUGCUUAUGGCAAGCUGGAAAGACACAAAUAUCAAUGCCCUUCGUGAAAGCGCUCGCAAGUCUCACCAGAAGCUUUUCCGUAUCAUUCGGAAGUUCCGUGGUGUCCUUGGCCAGGAGGCGAAGCAAAUCAUCGAGCAAGGCCUUCCUGACGAAGAAGUCAGUCGUGCAAGUCAUGUUGAGAAGAAGUCUGCUCCUACCAACGUUCCAGCCGACGUCUUCGCCAAGCUGAAUGAGACCAUGCCAGGGUGGAUUGAUGGCCACAAGCGACUUGCCAAUGUCUCCAAAACAGUCUCAGUCAUGCGUAAGAUCUCAGAGAGUCCUGAAAUAACAAGUGAUGUGCCGCAGACGAUCGACGACUUCGUUUCUAGCCUCAACGAGUCAAUGGUUGAGCUACGCAAGGAAACGCCACCUUUCUUGACCGACGAGAACAAGGACCAAGUCAAGCAUCUCAAGACGAGAAAGAGGAAACUGUUCGCUGAUACCUUACGCGACCUUCGUCAAAUGGGCCUCAAGUACAAUCUUGGUCAAGACAAGCUUGCUGAACAGGAGUCGCUUUCAGUUGUGUUGGCUUCCAUUCAGCCAGUGCAGCUUCCGGAGAAUACUUCCGACGCCAUGGAAUACCACUUACAUAAGAUCCUUGACCUUGUUCCCAAAGCUAGAGCGGCUUCUCGAGAUCAUUCUGAGGAUCUGACAAGUGCAGAGAUCGCGCGAAGUGUUGGUUUUGUUGAAGGAAUGCUGAACCUUCUUCUUGCCCAGAGAAACUUGAUUUCUACAGGAGGUUCGUCCCUGUCGCUUCUCAAGCGAUCGACAGCACAGUUCCAUCACUUGAGCCUUUCCCAGGAGCAUGGUGUUCUCGUCCGCAAGACAUGUGCAUCUGACUGGACACGUCUCCUUCCCUGGCUCGUGCAGAUUCUCAAGUAUGCUAUUCACCUGGUUGAAGUCCAUGAGAAAUUAGGGGAAACGAAGCACACAUCCGUUCUGGAGCACUUGAAGUCGUGGUAUGGGCGUUUCGAUUCCCUCAAGGCUUCCACCGCCGGUUUGGAGCAGCUCCCAGAGAGCGUUUCUUCUGAAGCAGCCGUUCGUGCCAAGGCGAAGUUUUCCGACGAAUUGACUAGCUUCCGCAGCAACCUGGAAGAGUUGAACAGGGACCAGCCGAUGCUCUCGUUUGUUUUCGUGCAAAUUGCAGGCUGGACUAGCAUUAGUGAGAAUGCCCUAGAGGUGGCAGACAAUAGCAUGGAGCUAGCCACGUUUGCAAACGCCAUCUCGACACUCGGUGACAAGAUUCUUGUUGCGAUUGAAGGCGCAAAGAAGGCCGCCAAAGAAAUCCCUCGUAAGGAGGACGAGCCUGGCUGGCUGACUAGCCACAGUGAGGGAUUCACGAAAUUGUUUACCAAGCUUCGUGUUAGUGAGGUCGAAAGGGCCGUGACUAGUUGCAUCAACAUGUUGCAACAUAUGCAACUCGAAGAUCAACAUCUCAGCAAGGCAGCCAUGAGCCUUAUGGCUGUCGCAAGUCCCAUUUUGGGCGAAUAUGUUGACUUCGCUCAGCAAAUCCUGAUGCAGGUCGUCGAUAUCCACAGUUCCAUCGCGCACAUGGCCUACAACAUGACCAAGACUUUUACUCAAAUCUCUUCUCAAGGAUUUUGCACGCCCCAGGAAAAGUCUGACGAGACGUCUGGUGACUCCGGCAAGGUGGAAUCUGGAACAGGCCUCGGUGAUGGUGAAGGUGCUGAAGACAUUAGCAAGGACAUCCAGCCCGAUGAAGACCUCUCUGAGCUUGCUCAAGAAGCCAAUAAGGAGGAGAGUGGCGAGAUGGAGGAUGAAAAGGAUGCAGUCGAUAUGGCAGACGAAGAGCUUGAAGGUGAUAUGAACAGUGUCGACGGUGCCGAAGAAGAUGAAGAAGGAUCGAAGAAUGGUGACGAAGAGGAGGAAGAAGAGAACGACAUGGACGAAGAGGCUGGAGAUGUUGAUGACCUUGAUCCCACUGCUGUCGAUGAAAAGAUGUGGGAUGGUGACGACGAAGAGAAGGCCGACAAAGACCAGCAGGGCGAGAAGGCCAAGGGUCAAAAGAAAGACGACGAGCAGAUGGCCGGAGACGAAGACGAAGACGCCCAGAAGCAAGACGGCGAAGAACAGCCAGAUGUCGACGAUUCUGGCGAACAAGACGCUGAGGAGGAAGAAGCUGGCGCUGAGGAGGAAGACGUUAAAAACCAGGAGGAAAUGAACAAGCAAGAGCAGACAGCGCAGGAGAACGAUACUCUGGCGCUGCCUGAGGAUAUGGAGUUGGACCUCGGCGACGAGCACGAGUCAGCAUCAGAUAGCGACGACUUGGACGAUUUAUCUGAUAUUGAAGAGGAGAAGAAGGAAGCUGAGGAUCAGGAGAUGGGCGAUAAUGAAGACGAAGACUCGGAAGAUGCUGCGGCCCAGGCCCAGCUUAAGGAGGAGGCAGGAGAAGAAGCUGAAAUCGAAGAGGAUGAAGAAACACCCGAGGAAAAGGCAGGCGGCAAGGAUGAGGUUGACGAGGAAGUUAAGCCAGAAGAAGAGGAGAAGGCCGAAGAACAGGAGGACGCCACGGACCAGAACCAGCCUCCUCAGGAUAACGCUACUACCGAUACCGACAACGCGGCGCCGAGCGAUGUCAAGACCUCUGGCCAAGACCAAAACGCGGACUCGAUGGACGUCGACGACAACUUCCAGAGCAAUGCCGCCCAACAAGAGGAUGGCGAGAUGGGAGAAGGCGCCGCUGACCAGGACACAAGCGCAGGCAACCAAGGGUCGACGUCGCAGUCAAAGGAGAUCAUGGACAGGGCCGAUCAAGAUCAAAACAAACCGGACUCGGCCCGUAGCGAUCCCUUCAAGAAACUUGGCGAUGCCCUUGAACGUUGGCAUCGACAGCAGGAAGAUAUCAAAGAUGCGGAGCCUUCUGAAGCGAACGAGCAAAACGCGCCACAGGAUCCAAGCGCCGAUCAAGGUCGUAAAGAAUUUCAGCAUCUUCAGGACGAUGAAACCGCCACAGAUACGCAAGCUAUGGGAACAGCAGAUGACGAACAGGUGCAGCCCAUCGACGAGUCCAUGGCUAUCGAUGAGGAGAAGCAAGAUCCCACAAGCCGCCUGAUGGACGAGGACAAGGAUGAGGCCGGACAAGAUCCUGACAAGAUGGACACCGCCGACACCGAGGCGCCAGAUACCAGCAAACAAGAUUCCGACAAGGACCAGGAUGACACUCGCUCAGGAGUCAAGACACGGCAAGGCAACUUUGACCGUGAGCUCAGUCCUUCUGAACAGGAGGCGCAAAUGCUGGAAGACCAAGAUGAGGCAGACAUUCAGGAGACAUCAACUCAGUUGUCUAUCACUCACCUAUCGGAUGAAGAACGUCCGCUCCGCGACUUUGGAGAGUCAAUGCAGCAGUGGACAGAGUUCCAGACCAAGACACACUCGCUUUCUUUGGCAUUGACAUCUCAGCUUCGACUCAUCCUUACUCCAUCGCAGUCAACAAAGCUUUCGGGUGCUUUCCGUACCGGUAAGCGACUCAACAUCAAGCGCAUUAUUCCGUAUAUUGCAUCGAGCUACAAGCGGGACAAGAUCUGGAUGCGCCGCAGUAUCCCGACUAAGCGAACCUACCAAAUCCUGCUGUGCGUGGACGAUAGUAAGAGUAUGGGAGAAACAUCAUCGGGUACUCUGGCGAUGGAAUCUCUUGUCAUGGUGUCUCGUUCACUCGCAAUGUUGGAGGCUGGACAAGUUGGUGUUAUGGGUUUCGGUAGCGAUGUUUUCACCGCUCAUGGUCUCACCGAGCCCUUUGCCUCGGAUGCUGGUGCCAAAAUCCUACAGAAGUUCAACUUCGGUCAAGAUCGCACCGACAUUGGUUUACUCAUUCAAAGAACCAUUGAAACUUUCAGAGUGGCACGACAGCAAGGCAGUGGCAACUCGGACCUCUGGCAACUCGCGCUGAUUCUCUCUGACGGUCUCACACCUUCAUCAGCCCACGAGGGUAUCCGAAGAAUGCUGCGAGAGGCCAUGGAAGAGCGAAUCAUGAUCGUCUUCAUCAUCAUGGACGACACGGGCAAGAAGAAGGGCGAUAGUGUACUUGAGCUCAAGGAAGCCAAGUUUGUUCGGGACGGCGGAGAGAGCAAAGUGGUGAUCGAGAGGUAUCUGGACACGUUCCCCUUCCAGUACUACUUGAUUGUCCACCAUCUGGAAGAGCUGCCAAGUGCUCUGGCUGGUCUGUUGCGAACCUGGUUUGCCGAGGUCAGCGCAUGA